Pteronotus mesoamericanus is the source of this 988-nucleotide messenger RNA. RefSeq names its product autophagy related 10 (gene ATG10). Gene Ontology annotation, cellular component: intracellular anatomical structure. NCBI's taxonomy places the organism in Eukaryota, Metazoa, Chordata, Mammalia, Chiroptera, Mormoopidae. The transcript is spliced from 8 exons. The record is from RefSeq and is a predicted model, not a curated record. Gene Ontology annotation, biological process: protein modification by small protein conjugation; macroautophagy; protein lipidation. Gene Ontology annotation, molecular function: Atg12 transferase activity. Bases 62 to 712 code for a protein of 216 amino acids.
GCCCCGCCCUCGCUGGGCUGGGCGGCCGGGUCUGGCCGAGCGGAGCCGGUUACCAUUUAGUAUGGAAGAUGAUGAGUUUUUUGGAGAAAAAACAUUUCAGCAUUAUUGUACAGAAUUUAUCAAACAUUCACAGCAGAUAGGUGAUGGUUGGGAAUGGAGGACUUCAAAGGACUGUUCUGAUGGAUACAUGUGCAAAACGCAUUUUCAAAUUAAAAGUGGGACAGUGGUGUCACAUCCAGGGACAUCUGGCCAUGUACAGAUGGGUCUUCCCAUGGAGGAGGCUUUAGAGGUACCCCUGGAUGAUUCUGAAGUGACUGAGGCUGCAGCAGCCACCAAAGUGAUUAAAUAUGAGUAUCAUGUCUUAUAUUCCUGUAGCUACCGAGUGCCCGUGCUUUACUUUAGGGCAAGCUUUUUAGACGGAAGGCCUUUACCCCUGAAGGACAUAUGGGAAGGCGUCGGUGAGUGCUACAAGACGCGGCUGCAGCAGGGGCCCUGGGACACCAUUACCCAACAGGAGCACCCCAUACUGGGGCAGCCCUUUUUCGUACUCCAUCCCUGCAAAACGAAUGAACUCCUGAGUCCUGUGUUAAAGAAUUCUCGAAAAAUCAAUAGGAAUGUCAACUACAUCACGUCUUGGCUGAGCAUUGUCGGGCCAGUUGUUGGGCUGAAUCUACCUCUGAGUUACGCCGCAGCAUCCUCUCAGGAUGAAUGAAAUGUCGAUCUUCAAGAGUCUUCUAUUGAGCCAGGGAGCUUAGAAAUGGCAGCAUGAAGAACGCUGAAAGUUUCUGUGUCUGACGCUUGUUUUAACAGGGCUGGUGCUGUGAAUUUUCAGCUCACCAAGAUUCUGACAUGGAUUUUUUUUUCCCCUUGGAAGCAAAUGUCUGCAGCACCUGAUAAACUGUGUAUUUAGAAGGAAUAACUCAAAGACACAAAUCGAUAUACAUAGCAAAAAAUGACUCUAACUCAAUAAAGGAAAUACUGACAUCAU